Molecule: messenger RNA, 1388 nt
Organism: Vitrella brassicaformis
Lineage: Eukaryota; Vitrellaceae
Source: the annotation of a GenBank genome assembly
CCUGACUGGUCGAAAUGUUUGUGUGUGCCGUUCGGUUUGGCUGAAUGCCCGUGUUUCUUUCUGUCUGCACAACGAUGUGGAACAGUCAGCGAAUGAGGAAGUCACCACAGUCUCAUACACACCCAGAGAGCCGGCAACCGUCGGUGCACAUAGCAGACCGCCGCCCACAUGGAGGCACCCGUGCCCCAUACCCCCAUACCCCUCCUUCCCCAUAUCGACAGACAGCUACUGAACAUCUACUCAUUGUUGAGCCAUGUUGCCCCACAUCUGUGGUAUGGGUUCACAGCCCAACGUCUGUGGUAGGGGUUAUAAUCUGUGGUUCCCUUGACUGCCUGGGCGAUACACUGGACCACCCGCAUGGUGAUGUCGAUGGGCAGCCUCUUGAGCAGCGGCGACCAGGUCUCCCAAUUGCCCUCCACCACCUCCCUCGCCACCGACUCCACCAUCUUCUGCUUGGGGAAGUCCUGGCUCUCCAGCACUCCCGGAUUGAGGUCCAGGAUGAACACGGCCAUGGCAAUGGUCCACUCCCCGGCGCACGAGUAGAGCGCCUCCAGGAUGGCCGCCACGUGCGCCUCCAUCUGGAAGUACUGACACAUGGCCAGCAGGGACAGCAGGCCGCUGUAGACCGUGGUGCCGGCCGCCUUGUGCUUCUUCUGCGGAGGGCCCUCCGAUGCCGCGGCCGCUCCCUGCGCGGCACCCCCUGACUGUGUGUCGUCGCUGGGCACGUGGAGGGCAUACGGUAGGCGCUGACACCACCACACACAGACGGGAGGGGAGAGGGGGGUGCUGCACGUGUAAUCGAUCACUCUGAUCUGCAUCUACAUGCCAUCAUGCCAGCUACUUGCGCCUUGAGCACCUGACGUGAAUGAAUGGAAAAAGCAAACGACGCACGUGUGCAUCAGCGAGAAUAGACGACAGCAGCUGGCGCCUGCUGCUUGCUUCUCACCUCUGGAUUCCCCACUUCUCCCGAUUCGAGCAGCCAGCCCAUGUGUCUGAAGGUCUCGGGCUGGAUGGCGGGCACCUCGACGGACUGUGUGGAGCUCUCGGCAAAUCCAUGGCCGUCCAGCGCGGCAGCGAAGUAAGGCGAAUACUUGACCAGAAGAUCCUGCACACGUACACCAACCAAAGGCACGCACAUCACUGACAGAUGCACUGCGCCCCUCCCUGUGCCGUCCAUCCCCCUUUCCUCCCUCCUCACCUUUUUCUGAUCAAAGGUCUUCUUGACAUCGCCCGACCCGACGACUAUCUUCACCAGCGACGCCUCACCCAUCAUGGGCAACGCUCACCAAGAGGCGCUCUCCACCGCUAUUUCUCAAUCGAACUCUCUACUUUCUCAUCUGCUGCAGUCCUGCAGCGCUACAGAAGGGCCCUCAUGGGCUGGAAAGGGC